CUCGCGCGCGCGUUUCCUUUCCAACUGGGACCUGACGGAACCGCUCCCACAAAGAAGGGUGGCGAGAAGAAAAAGGGCCGUUCUGCCUUCAGAGAGGUGGUGAUCCGAGAAUACACCAACAUUCACAAGCGCAUCCAUGGAGUGGGCUUCAAGAAGCGUGUUCCGCGGGCACUCGGAGAGAUUCGGAAAUUUGCCAUGAAGGCGAUGGGAACUCCAGAGGUGCGCAUUGAUACCAGGCUCCACAGUGCUGUCUGGGCCAAAGGCAUAAGGAAUGUCCUAUACCGAAUCCGUGUGUGGUUGUCCAGGAAACGUAGUGAGGAUGAAGAGCCACCAAAUAAGCUCUAUACUUUGGUUACCUUUGUACCUGUUACCACUUUCCAAAAAUCUACGGUGAAUGUGGAUGAGACCCAAUCACUGAUCGUCAAAUACAUCAAAUAA
This is a messenger RNA of Callithrix jacchus (white-tufted-ear marmoset), 438 nucleotides long. The record is from RefSeq and is a predicted model, not a curated record. NCBI's taxonomy places the organism in Eukaryota, Metazoa, Chordata, Mammalia, Primates, Cebidae.